This is a messenger RNA of Trichomonas vaginalis G3, 1158 nucleotides long. Its product is annotated as methionine adenosyltransferase (MAT) family. Lineage: Eukaryota; Parabasalia; Trichomonadida; Trichomonadidae. Gene Ontology annotation, biological process: S-adenosylmethionine biosynthetic process. The transcript has a single exon. The coding region runs from base 1 to 1158 and encodes 385 amino acids. The record is from RefSeq and is a predicted model, not a curated record. Gene Ontology annotation, molecular function: ATP binding; methionine adenosyltransferase activity. Gene Ontology annotation, cellular component: cytosol.
AUGUCACAGAAGUUCCUUUUCACCAGUGAGUCUGUCACAGAAGGACACCCAGAUAAGAUGUGCGAUAUCAUCUCAGACACAAUUCUUGAUGCUUGCCUUGCUCAGGAUCCAAAUUCGAAAGUUGCUUGCGAAACAUGCACAAAGACAGGCAUUGUCUGCCUUCUUGGUGAAUUGACAUCGAAUGCUCACCUCGAUUACCAGAAGCUUGUUCGUGAUGCAGUUCGCAACAUCGGCUACACAUCAUCCAAGCUCUGUUUCGAUGCCGACACAUGCGCAGUGAUGGUUUCUAUGAGCCAGCAGUCAGCAGAUAUCGCACAGGCCGUCCACCUUAACAAGAAGGCAGAAGAAUUAGGUGCAGGUGACCAAGGCAUCAUGUUCGGCUAUGCUACCGACGAAACUAAAGAACUUUUCCCACUUACACAUGUUCUUGCACACAAUCUUGCUCGCAAGCUCACCGAAGUCCGUAAGAAUGGCACUGUUCCAUUCCUUGGUCCGGAUGGUAAGACACAGGUUACCGUUGAAUACGAACGUAACAACGGUCACCUCAAACCACUUCGUAUCCACACCGUCCUUAUCUCCACUAUGCACACUGAUGAAGUUACAUUAGACAAACUUCGUGUUGAAGUCAAGAAACACGUGAUUGAUCCAGUCCUUCCAAAAGAACUUGUUGAUGAUCACACUAUCCUGCACAUCAACCCAGGUGGCCGUUUCGUGAUCGGUGGUCCACUUGGUGACUCUGGCUUAACCGGUCGUAAGAUCAUUGUCGACUCAUACGGUGGCUGGGGUGCUCACGGUGGAGGUGCAUUCUCUGGCAAGGAUCCAUCUAAAGUCGACCGUUCAGCAUGCUACGCCGCUCGGUGGGUUGCCAAGAGCCUUGUUGCGGCUGGUCUUUGCUCACGAUGCUUAGUCCAGCUCUCCUACGCUAUUGGUGUUGCCCACCCUCUGUCAGUCUUUGUCGACACAUACGGCACCGGCAAAGGUAAGACAGACGAAGAACUUGUCGAUAUUAUCAACAAUAACUUCGAUCUUCGUCCAUACGCUAUCAUCCGAGAUUUGGACCUUCUUCGUCCUAUUUACGCGCAGACCGCUGCAUACGGUCACUUCGGUCGUACAGACAUCGAUCUUCCAUGGGAGAAAGUCAAAUCGAUCAAGUACUAA